Phyllostomus discolor (pale spear-nosed bat) is the source of this 5157-nucleotide messenger RNA. It is a transcript of the gene KEL, whose product is annotated as Kell metallo-endopeptidase (Kell blood group). Gene Ontology annotation, molecular function: metalloendopeptidase activity. The record is from RefSeq and is a predicted model, not a curated record. The transcript is spliced from 19 exons. The coding region runs from base 2906 to 5050 and encodes 714 amino acids. Gene Ontology annotation, biological process: protein processing. NCBI's taxonomy places the organism in Eukaryota, Metazoa, Chordata, Mammalia, Chiroptera, Phyllostomidae. Gene Ontology annotation, cellular component: plasma membrane.
CUUCCCAGUCUCAGAGGGGCACAGAGAAACAUGCUGGACACAGGAAACUCCAGCCCACACAGGUAUCAAUUCAGUGUAUGCAUCCUCGAAAAAGAGUUUGUAUAAGGCCUCGCUAAGCCUGCUGUCUUAGUCAGCUACUGCCAUAAUAAUGCUUCGUAACAAAUUGCUCAAAACUUAGUGGUUACAAAAGCAGGCAUUCUCCUGUCCAAAGGUCUGUGUGUUGACCGCUGUCCAGUGGAUACAGGCUGUGGUCCACUGUGCUUCGGGUUGCAUGUGGAUGGGCUUGAAUCUAGGACACAGGUUUAUGCAAGUCUGCUGCGUGGGUUUGUUCAGGGACUCAGGCUGAAGGAGCAGGGGCUAGGCAAGUCAUGGUUUCCCAUCAAGGAUCUCCUGAGUGCAAAAGUCAAGCCAAAUCAUGCAAGUAAUUUUAAGACUCCGUUUCCAUUUGCAUCAUGGUUAGUAAUGUUUCAUUGGCCGAAGUAAGUCACAUGGCCAAGCCCAACCUGGUUGGACCAGGAGAAGUGUUUUGUUCCUAGUGGGACGGGAAGAGUCGUGAAUAGUCGCUAGAUAAGAAAUCCAAACCAUUGCACCCACUUUAUUGAAAACCUCAUGCCCUCUCCAGAGAGGGUAAGGGGCUUGGUCCACCUGUGUGGCAGCAGAAAUAUUGGUGCCCUAUAGGAAACCAGCAGAAACCAAACAUAGAAAAGAAAUGUCAGGAACCCAACUAGGUUAGUCUUCUGUGUGAGGAGCAUCUACAAAUACUCAUAUCACAUAACAGUGGCCCUCAAUAUGCGUGCCCUUGAGCAUUGCGGGGCAUGGCAGGCCCCAUGGCAAUGUGGCGGUUUCUUAUCUGUGAACUUCAAACCAGCAUUUCCACUCACGUAAAUGGUCAUAAUGCCACCCCACUUUUAUGGAAAAAAAUUUUCCCAAACUAAUGAUUUUUAACAUUGACCAUGACCAGUUAAAUUCUUUCCGGUUAUGCUUCUGACUAUUGCCUCUUCCCCCCCUUUUAGGCCUAACACUUAUCCUUCAGAGUCUACGCCUGAGCUUGCUUGCACAGAUUUAGGCUUGUAUACACUGUAAGGGUUUUGCCUUAAAUUCACACUGCGGAUCUUCAGCCCCUGGGAGACUCAGGUAAAGUCUUGUAAAUCAGCUCCACACCCACAGACGUUUAUUCUCAAUCCCCAACACUAGCUGCCUAAUAUGCCCAGGUGAGCCUUCCAUGGGGAUUACAGGAGGCAGACAUCCUUUGAGUGCCAUCAGUAGAAAAACUCAAAACUCACGGCUGAGUUUGGAUACUAAGUCACCAGCAAGAUAUGUGUUGAGUUCAAGAACUAGGUAUGAAAUGAAGCUAUUGGCUUGGCGAGAACACUAGACUCAGCAGGAAGAUACCCAGUAUGAGAGUCUAGGGCAGUUUGCAUAGAUAGGUAUUAGCUGUAUCUUGUCUUCAUGGAGACCAAAGACUCAUACUUUUGCCUGGCCUGAUGCUCUCAUUCUUAAGUUAGAGCAUCUGCUACAAAUAACACUUACUGGUUACUGAUUGAUUGUGUUGCACACAACAAAGCAAGGAGCUAUUUCCUUUACUUCUUCCCAUCCUCCUUCCCCUCUAAAUUCAAUUCUUUCAUUUCCUUACCUCUAUUUAAACACACACACACACACACACACACACACACACACACACACCUUACCUAGAAAAUAUUGCAUCCUUGGUCAUAACUUUGUGCCUCCUUUAUUUUCAGAUGUUGACCUUACCAUUCUGGUCUUCUGUCCCUCUCCCCUUCCCAGCAACCAGGCAAUCAGAGGUGGUCACUUCUCAAUGGGCCACACCUUCCCUGUGCUCCAGCCCUUUGCAUCUGUCUCGGUUCUACCAUUCUUCAUCUGGUGGACUCAGUAAAUAUACUGUGUAUUUCGCAGAUAAGGAUCAUGUGAUCUAGUGCAGAGCAGGACUUUUAGAUCUAGACAGCCUGGAGUUGAUUUCAAUCUGGGUUCUACCAGUUACUAGUCAUGUGAUCUUGGGAAAGUCUCUUUCUCAAUCUGUACCUCCGAUUUCCCCAUCCAUAAAACAAAAUAAUCAUACCUCCUUUGACAGAUUCGCGUAGGACUAAAGAACUAGUGUACAUUUAGCAUAUUGUAGGCCAACAACCAAUAAUAGCCAUCAUCCUUUGCAUGUGUUUCAGAGUUUCUAAGAGCAGUACAAUCCUAUCAGACCAUCUCCGCCGCAGUAAGGGAUAAGAGACGGUGAACCUGUUUUUCCACUUGUGGUUUGUCUCACAUCUUGGUGGAAUACAAGAAGAGGCUGAGAAGUUGCUCAGACAUUGGAAAAUGGGGACUUUUUAAAGAGAGUUUGGGGAUACCGGGGUCUUCUUUUCCCUCGCUGUGAAUAGUGUUCGCCACUCACUGUCGGACCAAGAAGGAUGUUUCAGAGACUCAUUUGGAGAACUCGACAUAUCAGGAAGUAGCACAUGACUUAUGUCUGAGCAUUCUAAAGACAAGAGACUCUGGCAAAGGCCCGGAGCAGGGCACGAGAUGCCUCCCAAGGGCAAGACCGCCUGGGGAGUGAGGACUUCCCGCUGUGCCUCCCCUGAGAAGCUGAGAUAAAGGAGGAGAGGCCGGGGUGUCUCUGCACUGAUAACCAGGCUCCACCCAGAGGCCAAUGGUGUGCAUAUGGGGAUGGCAGGGGCGGUGAGUGGCAGAAGUGCCCCUUCUCCAGGACCAACAAACUGGGGUGGGAGGAGGCGGGAGGCCAUUUCCUGGAUCCCAGUCUUCAGACUUCAGCGUCCAGAGCAGAACCAGGAAGGAUCUGGGGAGCCAGAGAAAAGGAUAGACAGACGGACACAUAGGCAGAAGCUCCGGAGGGUGGGGACACCUGCGGAGAGAACCACGGGGACCCAGCUGGGAGAGCGGAAUGGGGACUCUGUGGAGCCAGGAGAGGCCCCCAGAAGAGGAGCAGCCCACGGAACAACGGAGCAGAUGGUGGGCCCCAGCCAGGCGGCUGCUAACGGCUGUCCUGCUUUUAGGCCUGUUCCUUGGUUCUUCUGUGGUUUUGUUCUACUUCCUCUGGAGCUGUGGGCCUCGCCCCUGCAAGACGCCCGCGUGCUGGCGUCUCCUGAAAUAUUACCAGGCCUCCGGGAACACCAGUGUGCCCCCUUGCACCGACUUCUUCAGUUAUGCCUGUGCAGAGGCCGAAGGAGCCAAUACUUCUUUUCAGGCCCUUGCUGAGGAGAACAAGAGCCGACUUCAGAAGAUACUGGAUGCCCCCCGGUCCUGGCCCCCAGGGUCUGGGGAGGAGAAAGCCUUCCAGUUCUACCGCUCCUGCCUGGACACAGAUGCCAUCGAGGCUGCAGGGGCUGGUCCCCUCAGGCAGGUGAUUGAGGAGCUCGGAGGCUGGCCAGUCUCCAGUAAUUGGACUUCCUUAGAUUUCAACCGAACUCUGAGACUUCUGAUGAGUCAGUAUGAUCACUUCCCGUUCUUCAGAGCUUAUCUGGGACCUCAUCCCACCCCUUCACACUCGCCAAUCAUCCAGAUAGACCAGCCAGAGUUCGACGUUCCCCUCAAGCAAAAGCAGGAACAGAAGAUCUAUGCCCAGAUCGUGCGGGAGUACCUGACUUACCUGAACCAGCUGGGGUCCUUGCUGGGAGGAGACCCCAUCCAAGUGCAACAGCAUGCCUCUGUGUCCAUCUCUAUCACCUCGAGGCUAUUCCAGUUCCUGAGGCCCCUGGAACAGCAGCAGGCACAGGAGAAGCUCUUCCGGAUUGUCACCAUAGAGCAGCUGCAGGAAAUGGCCCCUGCCAUUGACUGGUUGUCCUGCCUGCAAGCAACAUUCACGCAGAUGUCCCUGAGCCCCUCCCAGGCCGUCGUGGUCCAUGACCUGGACUAUUUGAAAAACAUGUCGCAGCUGGUGGAAGAACAGCUGUCAAACCACAGUGACUUCCUGCAGAGCCACAUGAUCUUCGGGCUGGUGGGGACCCUCUCCCCAGCACUGAACAGUGCGUUCCGGGAGGCACGCCGAUUGCUGAACCGGAAACUCCAGGAGCUGAUGGGACGGCCACCUACGCCCGCCUAUGAUCGAGGCAUGCAGUGCGUGGAGGAGACCGGAGCCUUCUUCGAGCCGGCCCUGGCAGCCUUGUUUGUCCGUGAGGCCUUCGGCCCGAGCACCCAGAGUGCUGCCAUGGACUUAUUCACUACCAUCAAGGAUGCCCUUGUUACCCGCCUCCAAAGGCUUCCCUGGAUGGAUGAGGAGACCCGGAAGGAGGCCCAGGACAGGGUCACCAGGCUGCAGGUAGAGAUGGGGGCCCCUGGAGGGGCCAUGACGCCAGCACUUGCCAGCCAGAAAUACAGUGAGGUACGCCUCGGACCCAACUUCCUGCAGUCCUUCCUGAGUGGCAUUCGAGCCCGUCGAGCCAGAAUCAUCCAGAGCUUCUUGGAGCCUUUCCCCCACCACAGGUGGCAGGUGUCUCCCUGGGGGGUCAAGGCCUACUAUUCAGUAUCUGACCACGUGGUGGUCUUCCCCGCCGGACUCCUACAACCACCGUUCUUUCACCCCGCCUACCCGAGGGCUGUGAACUUUGGCGCUGCUGGUAGUAUCAUGGCCCGCGAGCUGUUGCACAUCUUCGACCAGCUCUUAUUCUCUGGGAACUGCUUGGCUUGUGACACCUACGCCCUAGAGAGGGAGCUGCAGUGCCUGGAGAGAGGCUACGCUGCCUUUCCUUCACCUGGCGGAACUUCCUUCGGUGGCUUCCACUUGCUUCUGGAGAGCGCCGCCGACGUGGGGGCGCUGGCCAUCGCCCUGCAGGCAUACAACAAGAGGCUAUUAUGGCGCCGUGGGGAGGCCACCCUGCCCAACCUGGACCUCACCCCCCAGCAACUGUUCUUCCGGAGCUAUGCCCAGGUGAUGUGUAGGGAGCUCAGCACGCAGGACUCCCAGGACACUCAGAGCCCACCCACCCUUCGGGUCCAUGGGCCUCUCAGCAACACUCUAGCCUUUUCCAGACAUUUCCAGUGUCCACAAGGUGCCCUCCUGAACCCCUCCCACCGCUGCCAGCUCUGGUAACCCGGCUCCCAGAGAGAACUCAGUAUGGACGUGUCAGUGCCUCCUCCGUGGAAUCAGGGUGAUAUCGUCCUGUCCCUUCUUCUCCAAAAAUAAAACCUGGAACUUGG